Messenger RNA from Metarhizium robertsii ARSEF 23, 456 nucleotides. Its product is annotated as YjfJ protein. The transcript is spliced from 2 exons. The record is from RefSeq and is a predicted model, not a curated record. Bases 1 to 456 code for a protein of 151 amino acids. NCBI's taxonomy places the organism in Eukaryota, Fungi, Ascomycota, Sordariomycetes, Hypocreales, Clavicipitaceae.
AUGGCCGGACGCAAAGAAAAACAGGCUGAGGAAGUUGCCAACAUCCCCCCUCAGAUCUCCGACCUUCACUGCUUCACCGAAACCGAAGGCGUCAUUACGACAACUAUGAUGGAUCUCCCUGGAUACCGAAUCGUCCAAGUUCUCGGCGCGGUUUAUGGAAUCACUGUCCGCAGUCGGAAUAUCGCCGCCAGUCUCGGCAUGGUAUUCAAGAGCUUUGCUGGUGGCGAACUCCAGUGGUUCACCUCCAUGCUGUACUCGUGUCGAAAUGACUCUAUAAGCCGUGUGGUGGAAGAAUGCAAGCGCCGGGGCGGAAAUGCGAUUAUUUGCUUGCGAUUCGACGCUGGUGACAUGGGCGGGUUCGCGCAGACAGCGGCAUACGGGACAGCCUGUAUUGUGGAGAAGAUUGAUGACCAGGUCAGAUCGCCGCCUCAGCUGAGUGGUGCGAAGGCGACAUAG